This is a messenger RNA of Ornithodoros turicata, 1307 nucleotides long. Its product is annotated as zinc finger protein 239-like. NCBI's taxonomy places the organism in Eukaryota, Metazoa, Arthropoda, Arachnida, Ixodida, Argasidae. The transcript is spliced from 3 exons. The coding region runs from base 193 to 1209 and encodes 338 amino acids. The record is from RefSeq and is a predicted model, not a curated record.
GCGCAAAGUCAUAAUCAUUCGUGUGAAGUCCGUCUGGUGGCGUGAUCACCUGCGAUCGCCAACUUUCAUCACCUUAAGCUGUUGGAUUAUUUCAAGCUGCUGCAAAUAUUAUGGUGACAAUAUUGUGACACAGAACGCGAUAUCCGCCGGGAAAGAGGGUAGGCUACACUUGCCAAUGGUGUUGGCACAGAUAUGAGGGAUACGAAAGGACAAGAAAGCGACACCAUACCUACUGGACUUGGCAACAAAUGCAUCGUGUGCCAGGAGACGUGUGAAGACUGGACAAGGCUAAAGAAACAUAUGGUGACUCAUAAUCCGAGCCCUCCAGAUGCCAGCUACUUCGAAAAGAGCCGUCAGCCAAAUGGAACCAUAUGUUGCACACUUUGUGGUCGACGAGUAGGAUGCAUGUCCGCCUUACGCAAGCACUACCGUAUACAUGCCACCGAGCGACCGUUUCGAUGUCCAAAAUGUCGGAAACCCUACAAAGACUCGUAUACCUUCGUGGACCACUACAGCAGAAUGCACGGCAAGCAUCAGAAGCAAGUCUGCAAGACGUGCCAUGACAGCUUCAGUUCCAAGUAUUCGUUAAGAGCCCAUAUGUUUAUACACUCUAAGAAUUCGGGGGAACGUUGUGAAGUGUGCUUCAGGUGGUUUCGUCCCAAAAAACUACGACGCCAUUACUAUGUCCACACCGGGGAGAAGCUAUUCGAAUGCGACAUCUGCGGAGCCGUCCUGGCGAGUAGCUACAACUUGGACAGACACAUUAGAACGGUGCAUUUAGGAGUAAACAGAUGGUGCUGCAAUGUGUGCGAUAAAGGGUUCCGCGACAGCAACGAUCUUGUCGCGCACGUUCGGCGUCACACGGGAGAGCCGACGGAUGUGUGCUGCGUAUGUUCCAGGCCCUUCUACCGCGCAAGUGCGUACGUAGACCACGUACAGCGUGUUCACGUUCGCGAGAGACACUUGAGUCGCGUGGUUUCCGGGAGAGACACCGGGGGUUUGAGACUCCACAAGAUGAGACGCACGGACAAGGGAUCGUUGUCGUGUGAAGUGCGCGGCAGAAAAUUUCGUCGCAGGUAUGAUGCUCGGAGACACAUGAGGGUGCAUACCGACGAGAGGCCGUUUAAAUGUGUUCAGUGCGGAGUUCCUCACAAGUGGAAGAGAAGCCUCGUUCGUCACUUUAAAUUAAAGCAUGUAAACGCUGUUUGAGUUUUUUUUUUUCUUAUUGCAUCAGGAAUGCCGUGUAUCGUGUUCACUGUUACGCAAUCUGUGCGUGUCAUUGGGCAAUAAAAUAUUCUAGUAAAUUA